GCAGCAUUCCUCAUACUCCCCUCUUCACUCUUCUUCUUCUCCCACUGAAUCCCCAAAGUGCCAUCAAUACUUCCUAAUAUCAACAUCGCCACCACAAUGACCAUCCAUCAAGCGGGUACCGCCGAUAGUUGGCACGGCAUCAUCCCGAGCACCGACUUCCCCGCCGAACCCGACCGCUACCACCUGUACAUCGGACUCUUCUGCCCAUUUGCUCACCGCGUCAACUUUGUCCGACACCUCAAGGGCCUCACCGACAUCAUCAAAACCAGUGUUGUGCGAGCGUACCCGAAGGGAGAUCUCAAAGGCUGGCCGGGAUGGAAGUUCCCUGAAUCGGACGACGAGUACCCCGGGUCAACGGUGGAUCAUCUAUACGGAGAGGAUUACCUGCAUAAGGUAUAUUUUCGGGCGGAUCCCGAAUAUAAAGGACGGUAUUCGGUGCCGCUCUUAUGGGAUACGAAGACGGGGACAGCAGUUUGUAAUGAAAGUCUACAAAUGCUCCGCUGGCUCCCCAAAGCAUUCAACUCCCAGAUCCCGUCAUCGCUGGCGGAAAUCGACCUCUACCCUAGCCACCUGCAAGCGCAGAUCGACGCUAUCAGCCCGUGGAUGCAAUCGGACGUGAACUCGGGGGUGUACAAGGCCGGAUUCACAGACACGCAGGAGGAAUACGACCGUAAUGUGGUCCGGGUAUUCGGGGCACUGAACAAGCUUGAGCGCAUUGUCGCGCAGAAUGGCGGCCCGUUCGUGCUAGGGAAGGAGAUGACGGAGUUGGAUGUGAUGCUGUAUGCGACAUUGAUUCGAUUCGACGUGGUGUAUGUGGAACACUUUAAGUGUAAUUUGGGGACCAUCCGUCACGAUUAUCCGGUGCUGCAUAACUGGCUCAAGGGCAUGUAUUGGGAUGUGAAGGCUGCGAGGGACACUACCGACUUCAAGCAUAUUAAGGAGAAUUAUACCAAGAGCCACUGGCACAUCAACCCUAAGGCGAUCACACCGCUAGGCCCGUACCCGGACAUCGAGGAGGGCGUGGAGAGAGAUUGGGCAAAGUUGCGAGUUGGAGGUGUGAAGCACCCGGCUGUGUUGGAACAUGAGGCUACUAUUCCCAAUGUAAGCCAGUAGACCUAUGUCCAGGAUGAUGGGAUAUACUGUUAGCCAUUACCGCAUUAUUUCUCGAUGAACAUUAACGCCAGCCAAGCCGGUCGGAAGUGUGCUCCGCAAGCUAGCCAGGAUAUGAUCAGCGGAUCUGCAGACUGAGAACGUUAUUUGAGCGACAUGCCUUGAUUUGAGCGAGUCGAAUUGAAUUGUGAGAUUUCCGAUUGGUGAUCUACUAUCAAAACUGGGAUGAAGUCUGGUUCGUCCAGCGUCGUACGUGUCCUGGACCAGCUAUCGACAGAAUGCAUCUAGAGCAGAGUACUUAUCAACCAACCACAACAUCUGUCAUAAAAAAACGAUUAGCC
Aspergillus eucalypticola CBS 122712 is the source of this 1451-nucleotide messenger RNA. Its product is annotated as glutathione S-transferase omega-like 2. The transcript has 3 exons. Gene Ontology annotation, cellular component: cytoplasm. The coding region runs from base 97 to 1113 and encodes 338 amino acids. Lineage: Eukaryota; Fungi; Ascomycota; Eurotiomycetes; Eurotiales; Aspergillaceae. The record is from RefSeq and is a predicted model, not a curated record. Gene Ontology annotation, molecular function: glutathione transferase activity.